This is a messenger RNA of Symbiodinium pilosum, 420 nucleotides long. The record is from the annotation of a GenBank genome assembly. NCBI's taxonomy places the organism in Eukaryota, Dinophyceae, Suessiales, Symbiodiniaceae.
GAGGAGGAGAAGAAGGGCGAGGAGAAGGAGGACGAUGAGAAGAGCAAAGAGGAUGACAAGGGCAAAGAAGACAGCAAAGGCCAAGAAGAUAGUAAGGGCAAGGACGAUGACAAGGGCAAAGAGGGGGAUGAAGGCAAGGAUGAUAAGGGCAAAGGCGAAGAGCAGGGCAAAAAGGACGAGAAAGGCGAGGAUGAUAAAGGCAAGGACGAGGACAAGGGCAAAGAAGAUCUUUCUGGCCAGGAUGAUAAGGGCAAGGGCGAUGACAAGGGCAAAGAAGAUGAUAAAGGCCAGAAGGAUGAGGACAAGGAGGAGAACGAGCCAAAGAAGGUUACUUCGGGCAAGGAGGAUGCUCAGGGCAAGGACGAUGAUGACGAGGAUGAUGAGGAUGAUAAGGAUGAUAAGGGCAAAGUGGUGGGUCAG